Molecule: messenger RNA, 1295 nt
Organism: Somion occarium
Lineage: Eukaryota; Fungi; Basidiomycota; Agaricomycetes; Polyporales; Cerrenaceae
Source: the annotation of a GenBank genome assembly
GCUUGGGGCGCUAUCAAUGGCAUCCAUCAUCGUUCUCGUCGACGUCGGGGGGCGGCAAUCUCUGACUCGCGGCUUCGGCGUGUACAAACAGUGGCUGGUCCAUUGUCGGACUCUGUUGACGGUCCUUGGGGGGUGACAAACACCCCGCCUAUAUAAUGGCUUGUCGGCGGCCUCAUCAUGGACAGCACCGACGCUCUCCCGCCCCCGCCCCGCCCUCAGCCCGCAUCCCCGCCUCUUCGGCUUACUGCUUUACCACCCUCCGUUAUUCAAACUCCUCUACACUAUGUCCAGUUCACAGAGAUCCUCUCAAUGGUCGGGUCAUCAUCAGCCUUCGCCGACCCCGUCCGGAGGUAGCGAGACCCUGGUGGGUACUCCGGGCGGCCGCAGCUAUAAGUCGACCGCGACCUCGCCGACUUUGCGCGGAGAUACAAUUGGAUCGUUCACUCCACCAGCAGGCUCACACAAACCACUCAGCAAAAGUUACAUAAACGCUCUCCUCGCUGAAAACGCUUACCAGCUUGCCUUCGACGUUCGCUACGGGUCUCAAAGUGUCCGUGUCGCGGCAGGACAAUAUGGACUGGAUGCAGAAAUUUAUCACCACCAGCGCGUAGCGCAAAUAUCUAUUCUCGUCUGGGAUAUCUUCGUUGUUGACGUCUUCAGUCGUAACGGAGGUCUCACUGUUCGAGAGGUCAUCGAUGGAAUUUCCAAUGGGCUUUUGUACCCUCUUUCCCAAGAAGAGAUCGGCAAGGUCACUCGCAGGGGUACCCACGUCCGUAUCGUCCCUGGACAAACUAGAAGAAUCGAUGUUCUCCCAUGUUUUAAAUUUGGCGGGCUUGUGACUACUAGUCCAUACAGUGCUAUCAUGCAGCUGUGGCCGUAAGUCUCAUGGUGCUUGACAUCCCCAUCCUUCGGUGACUUCGGACGAUCAUUACCACUACUCUCCUUCCCUCAAAAUUGGACUUUUGGUUCCAGGCGCUUUGGACGUUUGUCUUUGGUCAACGGACCCGCUGACUGGUCUAGAGCCUAUUGCUAGACGGCCUAACCAUGAACACUCUAUUCUAUUCUGUCUUAUUCUGUUGUAUCAUCAGGCUUCUCUCAUUGUAUCGCUACGCAUUCAACCUCCACUCUCCCAUCUCUACCGUGGACUUGAACUCGAAUUCUCCAUGUACUUCUAGUCUUGCUUUGUCUCAUUGCUGUGUCGCUAUCGUUCAAGCUUCAUUUCUCUAUCUUUAGUAACUCCCCUCCUGAUGUCAUGUAUCUUACAUAUUGUUAUCUAUUCAAUCUCCUCUCAUCGU